Molecule: messenger RNA, 1910 nt
Organism: Cydia amplana
Lineage: Eukaryota; Metazoa; Arthropoda; Insecta; Lepidoptera; Tortricidae
Product: KIF-binding protein-like
Exons: 3
Coding region: 48-1850 (600 amino acids)
Biological process (GO): central nervous system projection neuron axonogenesis; neuron projection maintenance; microtubule cytoskeleton organization
Molecular function (GO): protein binding
Source: RefSeq, a predicted model, not a curated record
AAAUCUUAUCGCAUACUAUGUGCUCACACUUAGUUUGAAAAAUUGAUAUGCAAAUAAUGGGGGAAAUGGCAGAAAAUAUGACUGAGAAAGAAGUGCUUAACGAUUUCAAAGAGAGCUAUUAUAAAGUAAGGAAAUUACUCGACGAGGACAGUAAAAAUGACCCGGAAACUGAGCCGUAUCUGUCCAAAUACAAAGCGAAAGAGUUAUUGUUGACCAUGCGCGAAUCUCUUACCAAAAUAAUAGGCUCCCAGACCGAUUUGGACAGGGUAAAGUUGGAUGCGAUGAUGGGCACGGUUCUCUUAAAUAUAGGCAUCAUUAACAUGGACACGGAAGAAUUGACGGCCAGUGAAAAGGUUCUUACAGAAGCAGUGGAUCUACUCACCGAAAACUCGUUAAAACCAGAGGUGAUAACAACUGUGCUAAAUAUUUACAAUAAUUUAGGCAUUCUAUGGUCAAGUAGAGAUAAUCCGGAAACAGCUAAAGUAUUUUUACUUAAAGCCAAAGAACUUUAUGAAUCUUUCAAAUGUACUUUACAAAUGCCUUUGCCUAUUGAACAAAUGAUUGUGAACUUUGAGGAGACUCCCGUAUCGGAUUUUAUGCUACUGGAAAAAGCAUAUACAUUGACUCUGUACUACUUGGCUCAGGUGUAUGGUAUAUUGAAAGAGAAUUUGAAGUCGGGUGUGUACUGUCAUUCAACUCUGCGCAGGCAGUUGCAGUACUCAGACUAUGAGCCCAUAGAUUGGGCUUUAAAUUCUGCCACACUGUCUCAGUUUUUUGCUGAGCAGAAUGGUUUUUACCAGUCAAGACAUCACCUAGCAGCAGCUUCUACAAUCCUUGAGAAGUAUGAGGAGAAAAUGAUGGAGUCGGCUAGUAAUGAUGAUGCAUUUUUAGCCAAAGUGGAAACAUUCAAACAUAGAUCAGCUGAUGUGGCUCGGUGCUGGGCAAAGUAUUGCCUGCAGCUUAUGACCGCUUCAAUGACUAGGUUGAUGACGGACAGUGAAAUGAGCGCUGAUGCAGUAACUGACAUGUCCAAUUUGAAGCUCGAAGAUGAAGGAAAUAUCUGUGAUGGAGACAUUAAAAACCUAAUAUUCCCUGAUCUGGAUGUGUCUGUGUAUGAAAAGAAAAUUACAGAUAAAUUCCUCCUCACUUACCAAGAUGCCAGAGAAGUGUUUCUAAGUUGCCAGAGCUGGUUAAAUAAAGCUAAAGAAUACUACAAAUUGGAUACUUUAGCAUCAGAUUACAUAGAGCUUGUUCAGGAUAGUUCUCUGGCUUAUUCAUAUCUGGCAUUUUUUGAAGAGGAUGAUGAAAGACGCGCCAAAAUGCACAAGCGGCGUAUAGACAUGCUGGAAGAACUAAUCAAAGAAAUCAACCCUACAUACUACCUACAGUACUGUCGACAACUGUGGUAUGAACUGGGUGAAGUCUACACUGAUAUACUUGAUAUAAAAUUGGAAAAGCUAAAUAAUUCCAAUGAGAGACCUACCCCACAUGCAUUGAAGAAAAUUAAUGCACUAUGUGAAAAGAGUAUUGAAAUGUAUGAUCACUUUAUCAACUCAGUAAUGGAUAAAAAUGGUAAAAUGCCACUUAAACUAGAUAGUGAUCAUGUAAGGCCUGUAAUAAGUUCAUAUGCAUUUAUAGGUAGAAAUAGUAUGAAGAGAAUUGCUCUAGAUAAGAACGCUCAACUAGAGAAUUCUAAGAAGAGUUUUGACUCGUACCAGGCUGUAGUGGACAUCUGUACUAAUGACCCUGAUGCAGCUUCAAUGAUGCACGAAGAAUACAGUUUGUGUAAGGAGAUGGUGCAGAUACUGCCCAUCAAAAUUAAAAAGUUACAAAUGGAGCAGCUUGAGUAACUUGCAUUAUAUUGUUUGGAUGUUAUUCAAUUACUGCAGCUUUGCUUGAGUAGACACAUG